AUGUCAAAAUUGCAAUAUCAACAAUACCAUUGAAUUUGGUGAUUUAAAGGAUUUGUAAUUUUGCAAGAAACCAUAUAACCAACAAGAAAAAAAUUAUAUUUGUAAUUGAUAUUUCCUUUACAAUACAAUUAAUUUUUUUAACAACAGAUCAAUUAAAUAAAACCAUAAAUUUAAGUCUAUACUUAACUUUGCUUGUCAUAAUUAAAAGUGUCAAGUUUAAAAUAUCUAAUUUUAUAUCCUAACAUAAAGAAGUAGCUAUAAAGAAUAGUAUAUGUCAAUUUUUGAUAUAAAUAGUGCUUUUAGAAAAAUGGUAUAAAAAUAUAUCUAAAUAAUAAGAAUUAUUACGUUUAAUAACAAUUCCCAUAAGAAUUAAAAAAUUCAUUUGUGCUAACAUUUUACAUAGUCAGUGUGAUAAAGAGAAAAUUCUGUGAAAAUUUUAUAAAUAAAAAAAAAAAAAUACAAUGUCUGAAACUGAAUUAAACGUGGAGGAAAAUGCUGAUCCAAAUGUUAUUACCGAUGAGGAUAAACAAUUUCUACAAGAUUAUGUGAAGGAGGCGGAAUUAAGACUAGCAAGUAAAGAGGAAAUUCGAACUUCUAAUAUGAAUGUAACUAGACCACCUGAAUCAUAUUUCACCACUCUUGACUCAAGUUUAAAAAAGAAUACAACCUUUGUUAAAAAAUUAAAGAAUUUCAGUGCUCCACAACUUAAUAGUGUUCUUAAGGAUAUGUCGAAUUUAAAUUUAACAAAAUAUGUUAGUGAAGUUGCGAGUGCUUUAGUAGAGGCCAAACUCAAAAUGACUGACAUUAUACCCGCUAUUAAAGCUUGCAGCUAUUUACAUCAAACUUAUGCUGAAUUCUCGUCUCAUCUUUUUGAAAAUUGGCAAAAGAGUUUGUCUUUGAAGAUAGGAGAUAAAAUUUCAAAUCCCAGCAAACUGAGAGUUGAUCUCCGGUUUUAUGCUGAACUCGUCAACGCUGGUAUAUUUACACAUAAGCAGGGGCUGUCUCUUUUGGGAUCCGUUUUAACAGUACUAAUCAAUAUGGAUAAAGAAGAACAUAGUAAUGUUAGUAUAAUACUAAGCUUUUGUCGUCAUUGUGGAGAGGAUUAUGCAGGACUAGUACCUAAAAAAAUUCGUAUAUUAUCAGAAAAAUUAAAUGUCUCUUUACCAAAAAGUAAACUUCUUUCUCCUGAUAAACAACAAAAUGUUAAGCUAUUAUUGAGAGAUUACUAUAAUUCUCUAUGUAAACAUUUGCUCAAGGAUCAUAAAGAUUUGCAAGCUUUUGAGAGGCAAAAUCGUAAAAUUUUACAAACAAGAGGUGAAUUGAGCAGUGAGAGAAAAGAAAAAUUAGAAGCUCUACAAUUUUCUUAUGAGCGUAUUUUAACAAAUGUUCAAAGUUUCUCAGAAACUUUAGACGAACCAAUGUCGGAAUUACCAAUGGAUAUUGAAGUUAAAAUGGAAACUGAAGAAUCUUUUAAGACAAAUGUUGAAGGUGAGGAAUGUACCAUAAUUGAAGAUUUAUGGGGUGAUGAAGAAACGAGAAGAUUCUAUGAAGUUUUACCAGAUUUAACAGUUUUUUUACCUGGUUCUUAUUUGAGGGAAAUUGUUAAGCAAGACCCACCAAUAACUGAAGAGACGCUAGAUGAAGAAUUAACAUUUGAUGAAUUAGAGGAAAUUGAGAAAGUAGACGAACCUGAACAAGAAGUGGAAGAACCUCAAAUGUCGAAUAUUAGUAAUAAAAUUCUUUUGGACGCUUUUUUCACACACCUUCCAAAUUGCGUCAACCGUGAGCUAAUAGAUAAUGCCGCGGUUGAUUUCCUCAUGAAUCUUAAUACUAAGCACAAUAAGAAAAAAUUGAUAAAAGCACUUUUUGGUGUUUCGCGUAUUCGUUUGGAUUUAUUACCAUUCUAUUCGCGACUUGCUGCAAUUCUUUAUCCUGUAAUGCCAGAUGUUGCUAAUGAUUUGUGUCUUAUGUUAAAACAUGAUUUUAAAUAUCAUGUACAUAAAAAAGAUCAAAUUAAUAUUGAAUCAAAAAUAAAAGUGGUCAGAUAUAUAGGAGAACUUGUAAAAUUCAAACUCUAUUCGAAAAUCGAAGCUUUAUAUUGUCUAAAAGUCUUGUUACAUGAUUUUACCCACCAUCAUAUAGAAAUGGCUUGUAAUUUAUUAGAAACAUGUGGAAAGUUUCUAUUUUGUUCGGCAGAUUCACAUCAAAGAACGAAAAUUUAUUUAGAGCAAAUGAUGAGAAAGAAGGCUGUCACUGCUCUUGAUUCUAGAUAUGUAACUAUUAUUGAAAAUGCAUAUUAUUUUGUUAAUCCUCCCGAAUCGACUGGUGGAAUUACAAAAAAAGAAAGACCUCCAAUUCAUGAAUUUAUUAGAAAAUUGAUGUAUCAAGAUUUAUCGAAAACUAAUACUGAUAAAGUUCUUAAAUGGAUGAGAAAAUUGGAUUGGGAGGAUGAGAGUAUUUCUUCUUAUGCUGUGAAAUGUUUAACUGCUGCCUACAAUGUCAAGUACCUGAAUAUAAGAUGUGUUGGCAGCUUGCUAGCAGGACUUGUGGCACACUAUGAAGCUGUUGGACCCUACGUUGUUGAUGGAGUUUUAGAUGACAUAAGAGUAUGUAUGGAAGUGAAUCUUCCUAAAUUUAAUCAGCGUCGCGUCGCUAUGGUGAAAUAUCUUGGAGAGCUUUACAAUUAUCGAAUGGUAGAAAGCGGCGAUAUAUUUAGAACUCUUUAUCUUCUAAUAACAUUUGGUGUUAGCACAGAGCAAGGAAUUCCAAGUAUUCUUGAUCCACCUGAACAUUUAUUUCGUAUUAGACUUGUUUGCACUCUUCUUGAAACUUGUGGACAAUAUUUCAGCGGUGGAUCUAGUAAGAAAAAACUCGAUUAUUUUUUAAUUUUCUUUCAAAAUUAUUAUUGGUUCAAACGCACAAAUCCCAUUUGGACUGCCGAUAAUCCCUUUCCAGUCGAUAUUGAUUAUAUGUUUCGUGAUACUCUCGCUAUGUUGAGACCAAAAAUGCAACUUUUUGAAAGUUACAAAGAAACUCAAUUUGCCAUUGAGGAACUUCGAAAUAAUUUAUAUCCAUCUCUUGUGGCGUCUAUUAAAAAAGAUCAACAAUUUGGACAAAGUGAAAUGGGCGUAAUUCCUGAAGUUGACGAGGAAACAUCAUCAGCUGCAAAAAAUGGUAGCGGCGAUGCAAAAGGAAUGGUCGAUCUGCACUUUGAAGAAUCUGAGGAUUAUUCGGAAGGUCUAUCUGACGAUGAAUGGGAUGUUGAUGCUGAACGAGAUGAAAAUUUGGGAACACAAGAAAAUACACAAGGUGAUCAAAGUUUAUCUGAAGGUUGCAAUGACAUGGCAAUUAUGGAUUCAUCAGAAUUAAAUGCAGCAUGUCCAUCAGGGCCAAAAAGAGUUAGUUGUCCAGAGGAUGAUGAUUUUUUAUCAGCACUCGAUAAAAUGGUAUCGGAUAAUAUUCAAGAUAGAAUGCGUGAUUCCGUGAAACCUCAACAAGUUGAUAUUUCUGUUCCUCUUCAUGUUAGAAGUACAAAAAAAACAUAUGAACAAUUGCAAGAAGGUCCCUCAGAUAAGACGACUGUUGAUUUUGUUUUAAUGUUGAGAAAAGGAAAUAAGCAGCAGUAUAAAAAUUUGGCAGUGCCCGUUUCAUCUGAGUUAGCUAUGAAUUUGAGAAAUCGUGAACAGGAACAAAAAGAGGAAAAAGAACGUGUGAAAAGAUUAACACUCAAUAUCACCGAAAGACAAGAGGAGGAAGAUUAUCAAGAAACUAUUAAUCAAGGAACUAGACCAGUUACUGUUAAUUUAAAUAGAGAAAGAAGACAGAAAUAUAAUCAUCCUAAAGGAGCACCUGAUGCAGAUCUUAUUUUUGGACCAAAAAAAAUCCGCUAAAGUAAUAUUUGGUUAUUUAAAAAAAACUAAUAAUUCUUUUUGUUUGAGAGCAUAGUCGAACUUUACAUUAAUUGUUAUCUUACUUACUUUUAGUGAACUAUGCUUAUUAUAUAUAUAUAUAUAUAUAUAUAACUUGUGAUAAUGUAAAUAUCUAUUCUGAUAAAAUUUAAUUAAACAAGCAAGAUUUAUUUAAAAUUCAAUUUUCUUCAAAUUCAAAGUAUAUUAUGUUUUUAUAUUUUUAGAAUAAUUUAUUAUUUUUUAAAUAUAUCCGCGAUAUGCAAAUAAAAAAUUUCCUUUCCCACAAGACACAAAAAAGAUAGGUAUGUGAAAGAAUUUCUAAAAAGGGAAAAAUCUGCUAAAAUGUCGUAAUUUAUUCAAGCGCUGUUACAUUGUCUAACUAUAGAAGUAAUUAAAAUUUCGCAGAAGAUAUGAUCAAUUUUUUUUUAUUUUUCAAGCAUUUAAAUGUUUAAUGAUACACUUGUUGAAAAGGGAUUAAACCUAUAGUUCGAGUUGAAGUUAAGCUAUACUUAACACUUUUCCCUUGCUUUAAAAAUUCUGGUUAUUCUUAACUAAAAUGCAAGUUUUAAUUACAAAUUAAAUUCGUGAUUAUAUAAACUGUAAUUCUAUUUUUUUUAAAUUGAAAUUCUAGUUAAUAAAAUCAUUUCUAUUAUUAAAUAUCAGGGGGAAAUUAUUGUUGGGGAAAAAAGAAAAUUAGCUUAACUUGAAUUCCAUUUAGAUAAAUUAAACAUAUCUUUCGGUAUGAAUUAUACUCAGUUUGCAAACAGAGAAUAAGUUAUAAAUAAAAUGUGUAUUGAGCAAAAGUUUUAAAAAUCAAUUAUACUAAAUUUGUAUACUAAGUUAAAAGAAUUUCAUAGUAGACAAUUUAAGUAUAUUUGAGAAAACAAACAAUUGCUUCUUUCUUUAAAAAUAUUAAACAUCUUUCACAAAAUUACAAACAACAAUCAUACAAAAAGGAAAUGUAUUUUGAUAUAAUGUGUAUCAAUAACGUUAAAAAAGAAUUAUUACUUUCGUUUCCGAAACUAUAUUAACUUAGCAUUGCGCGGUGUAAAUUAUUCUUAAAAAAGAUAGAGUUGUUACAGUACAGAUAUAUAUAUAUAUAAAAAUCUAAAAAAUUUUGUGACUUAUUUAAACAUAGAUUUUUUCUCAAAAAUGAAGUUCAUUUUGAAAAAGCCAGUGAUUGAUUAAUACAUCAGAUAAAUGCACAUGAAUAUUUUGUGAUAUAAUGAGUAUUUUUUUUUUAAUUUUAAAACUAUCGUUUUCUUGCCUGGGGGUUUUAAAAUACAUAGAAAAUUUCCCAGAAUCUUUUUUUUUUUUUUUUUGAUCAGUUCUUUUUCGUUUAGUGCAUCAAGUUUAUAUAACAAAAAUAACUAAACAACACCGUUAUACGGUGCAAAAUUAUUUAUUUUUUUUAACCUAAAAAUAAGCACGUACAAAAUUAAUAUAAAUAAAGUUUUGUGUUUUUUUUUAAAUGUGUGGAGUGUCUAUAUAUCAUACCACAUUUUCAGUAACGAUAUUAUUUUUUGCAAAUAAAUUGAGUUUGGUAUUUGUGUAAAAAAUAAAUAAAACCUACUCCAACAAAAUGCAAAAAAAUAUCAACUGCUGUGUGCUUGCACUUCAAAUAUUUUAAAGACCUUCUUCUGCGUCUUCAAAUUGACCUGCUUCAACAUCCAUAGCUUCUUCUGCUUCGACUCCAUUAUGAUUUUCUCCAACCGUUUCUGAAAAU
This is a messenger RNA of Leptopilina boulardi, 5634 nucleotides long. RefSeq names its product regulator of nonsense transcripts 2 (gene Upf2). Gene Ontology annotation, cellular component: cytoplasm; exon-exon junction complex. Gene Ontology annotation, molecular function: protein binding; RNA binding. The record is from RefSeq and is a predicted model, not a curated record. NCBI's taxonomy places the organism in Eukaryota, Metazoa, Arthropoda, Insecta, Hymenoptera, Figitidae. Bases 462 to 3890 code for a protein of 1142 amino acids. Gene Ontology annotation, biological process: nuclear-transcribed mRNA catabolic process, nonsense-mediated decay. The transcript has 4 exons.